Messenger RNA from Cordyceps fumosorosea ARSEF 2679, 1266 nucleotides. Its product is annotated as tRNA m(1)G methyltransferase domain containing protein. Gene Ontology annotation, cellular component: nucleus. The record is from RefSeq and is a predicted model, not a curated record. Gene Ontology annotation, biological process: tRNA N1-guanine methylation. NCBI's taxonomy places the organism in Eukaryota, Fungi, Ascomycota, Sordariomycetes, Hypocreales, Cordycipitaceae. The transcript has a single exon. Bases 1 to 1266 code for a protein of 421 amino acids. Gene Ontology annotation, molecular function: tRNA binding.
AUGAGCUCCAGUGCUGAGCCGGCCGUGCCCUCCGAGCCUCCCCAGGGCUCCGCGGACGCCUCCGUGCCCGCGCAAGCCCAGUCCGCGCCGGCAGCCGAGCCCUCGGCCGCCGACGCCGCACCGCCGAGCCACCUGCAGGCGCCGGAGCCCCUGUCCAAGAACGCGCUGAAGCGUGCGCGCAAGCAGCAGGCGUGGGAGGCCGGACGCGAGGACCGGCGCCUGAAGCGCCGCGAGAAGCGCCUCGCGCACAAGCAAAAGGUGCGGACGGAGCGCGCCGCGCUCGUCGCCGGCGGCGCGGACCCGCGCGUCGUCUACCGGCGCGACCGCCCGCCCGCGGCGCCGCUGGUGCCGCUGGCCAUCGUGCUCGACUGCGACUUUGAGAGCUACAUGACGGACAAGGAGCGCGUGUCGCUGUCCAGCCAGGUCACGCGCGCGUACUCGGACAACCGCCACGCCUCGUACCGCGCGCACCUCUGGGUGGCCGGCUUCCGCGGCAAGCUCGCGGCGCGCUUCGACGAGGUGCUGCAGGCGCAGCAGCGCCACUGGAAGGGCGCCUCCGUCUUCGAGGGCGACUUUGCGGCCUGCGCGGCCGCCGCGCGCGCGCAGAUGGCCAGCUUCCAGACCGUGACGCCCGCGUCCGAGCAGGAGGAGCAGGAGAAGGUGGCCGGGCAACACCAGCCGGCCAACGAGCAGCUCAUGAUCGGCGCGCUGCGGCGCAGCCUCGAGAACCCCGCGCCGUGGCCGCGCGACGCCCGCGACCCGCUGCCGCUGGACGAGCCGGAGCCGCCGCUGGACCCCGCCUUCGGCGACGUGGUGUACCUGUCGUCCGACUCGCCGUACACGCUCACGCGGCUGGAGCCCGGCACGACGUACGUGGUGGGCGGGCUGGUGGACAAGAACCGCGAGAAGGGGAUCCGCACCGCGCGGCUGCCGAUCGGCGAGUACAUGGUGAUGCGCAGCAGGCAGGUGCUGGCGACGAACCAUGUCGUGGCCAUCAUGCUCCGGUGGCUGGAGCACGAGGACUGGGGCAAGGCGUUCCUGAGCGUGAUCCCGAAGCGCAAGGGCGGCAGGUUGCGCGAGGGGGCCGCGGAGGGUGAGGAAGGGGAGGCGGAGGCGGAGGAGGAGGUGGAAGAAGAGGAAGAUGACGGUGAACAGGCAGCGGAAGGGGAUGAUUCUGAACUGGGAGAUGGCGAGGCCGAGCGAGCUGGCGAGAACAACAACAGUGAACAAGUCGAGGUGACGCGCAAAAUGGCGGGCACUGCAUAG